AAUUACAAAAUAAGUUUCUUAUCGGAUAUCAUUUUGCAGAGAAGAGUGAGAAUAAACAACUUUCAACAAAAGAAUUAUCAAUCACAGUUUAUAGCAAACGAUGUCGGGUUGGGACGAAGGAGGGGUAUACUACAGCGAGCAGGCACAAUUCCCUGAAUCGGGAACGGACACAGCUCCAAGCCGCCAUACAAUCCUCCAAAAAUUCAAAGAGUUCAUCAGAAACUUUGAAUCCAAAAAAAAUGUAUUUCCAUACCGUGAAAGUCUCGUCCAUAACCCUAGAUCCCUUCUUAUCCACCUCGAAGAUCUUCUUUCCUUCGACGCUGAACUUCCCUCCCUCCUCCGCGCCUCUCCCGCCGACUACCUUCCCUUGUUUGAAACGGCGGCGCGUGAGGUUUUACAGAGUUUGAGGUUAAAGGAGCAAGUGGAGAGUGGAGAAAUGAAGGAACCGGAGAUUAAAGAAGUGCAGAUCUUGUUAAGUUCCAAAGAGGAUCCCGUGUCUAUGAGAUUUCUAGGGGCUCAAUACAUAUCAAAGCUGGUCAAGAUCGCUGGGAUAACUAUAGCUGCUUCAAGGAUCAAGGCAAAGGCAACUUAUGUUUCUUUAGUUUGCAAGAAUUGUCAAAGUACUAGGGAAGUUCCUUGUCGUCCUGGUCUUGGUGGUGCUAUUGUCCCUCGUUCUUGUGAUCAUGUUCCUCAGCCUGGUGAAGAGCCUUGCCCAAUUGAUCCUUGGAUGGUGGUUCCUGAUAAGAGUAAGUAUGUUGAUCAGCAGACCCUGAAACUGCAGGAGAAUCCUGAGGAUGUUCCUACUGGAGAGCUUCCAAGAAAUAUGCUUCUAUCAGUGGAUCGUCAUCUCGUCCAAAGAAUCGUACCUGGAACAAGAUUGACCAUCAUAGGGAUUUAUAGCAUCUUUCAGGCAGCCAACUCGUCAACUUCCCACAGAGGAGCAGUUGCAGUUAGACAGCCCUAUAUUAGAGUCGUGGGAAUAGAGGAAAUAAAUGAGGCCAAUUCUCAGGGUCAUACAGCUUUCACACAGGAGGAGACAGAAGAAUUCAAAACGUUUGCUUCCCGUACUGAUGUAUAUGAAUCCAUAUGCUCCAAGAUUGCUCCUUCUAUUUUUGGAGAAGAGCAAGUGAAAAAGGCAGUGGCUUGUCUUUUGUUUGGAGGAGCAAGGAAGAAUUUGCCUGAUGGGGUGAAGCUAAGAGGUGAUAUCAAUGUGUUGCUUUUGGGCGAUCCAUCCACUGCUAAAUCACAGUUUCUCAAGUUUGUUGAGAAGACUGCUCCAAUAGCUGUGUACACCUCUGGAAAAGGUUCAUCCGCUGCUGGUCUUACAGCUUCUGUGAUACGAGACAGCAGCUCGCGUGAAUUCUAUCUUGAGGGAGGAGCUAUGGUUUUGGCAGAUGGAGGUGUUGUCUGUAUAGAUGAGUUUGACAAAAUGAGGCCUGAGGACAGGGUUGCUAUUCAUGAAGCCAUGGAGCAGCAAACAAUAUCCAUUGCAAAAGCCGGAAUAACAACUGUUCUCAAUUCUAGAACUUCAGUGCUUGCAGCUGCCAAUCCUCCAUCUGGUCGCUAUGAUGAUCUUAAGACUGCGCAGGAAAAUAUUGAUUUACAGACCACAAUUCUCUCUCGAUUUGACUUGAUCUUCAUUGUGAAGGAUAGAAGAGAUUAUAUUCGAGAUAAGAUCAUAGCUAGUCAUAUAAUAAAGGUUCAUGCGUCUGCUGAUGCUGCUUCUGCUGAUAUUAGAGUCGCUAAAGAAGAGAAUUGGCUGAAGAGGUAUAUACAAUACUGUCGAACUGAAUGCCAUCCCCGUCUAUCAGAAUCUGCAUCCAAUAGAUUGCAAAAUGAGUAUGUCAAAUUCAGACAGGACAUGAGAAAGCAGGCAAAUGAAACUGGGGAGGCUACUGCAGUACCCAUUACUGUAAGGCAGCUAGAAGCUAUCAUAAGGUUGAGUGAGGCUCUUGCUAAAAUGAAAUUGUCCCAUGUUGCCACUGAGGCAGAUGUCAUUGAAGCAGUAAAUCUUUUUAAAGUUUCGACCAUUGAAGCAGCACAGUGUGGCAUAAAUCAACAAGUGACUCUUACUCCUGAAAUAAAGCAAGCAGAAACUCAGAUAAAGAGAAGAAUAGGAAUUGGAAUGCGUAUAUCAGAAAGAAAGCUGAUUGACGAACUUGCCAGAAUGGGAAUGAAUGAUUCAGUUGUGAGAAGGGCUCUUAUAGUCAUGCAUCAAAGGGAUGAAAUUGAAUACAAGCAUGAGCGCCGCAUCAUUGUACGGAAACUGUAAUGGUUGCAAAGAGCUAGAUCCUCUGCUAAAAAAAGAAAAAAAUUAAAUCAAGGGCUAUUCAUGCUCAGCAGUUAAUUAAGCAAGUUGAUGGCAAACAAUUCUUCAGUCCUGAUCCUGGGGAAACAGGAACAUAAAUUAGGCAGCAGGAUGAAGAGGCUAUAUUUUACUAUUAAUCUUACUCAUGUUUAAUGGACAUGGCCUUUCAAUACUCAUUAAACCAAGUGCAGAACUUUAGCAUUUUUCUAUGUUGUAUGUGUUAAUUUGAAUUAGAGAUCAGUUAAAUUGUAUCUAUUAAUUUGUAUUAGAGGUUAGUUUUUCUGUAUAAUAGUGAUUUUUCAAAUAUUAGCAGCAGGAAAUGCAAUUUUACGAACUUCAUUCUAGCUCAAGUCAACUUGUGAUGGGCGACUGGAGCUAAGCUUGUUAAAAUUUGACAAAUUUUUAUCAGUUUUUUAUGGUGUAAA
Molecule: messenger RNA, 2733 nt
Organism: Ricinus communis (castor bean)
Lineage: Eukaryota; Viridiplantae; Streptophyta; Magnoliopsida; Malpighiales; Euphorbiaceae
Product: DNA replication licensing factor MCM5
Exons: 18
Coding region: 101-2272 (723 amino acids)
Biological process (GO): double-strand break repair via break-induced replication; DNA replication; DNA replication initiation
Cellular component (GO): nucleus; MCM complex
Molecular function (GO): single-stranded DNA helicase activity; single-stranded DNA binding; 3'-5' DNA helicase activity
Source: RefSeq, a predicted model, not a curated record